AUGUUAUCAAGCACGGUGUUCAUCUAUCUUCAGCUGAUCGUCACUCUGAGCCUCACUCUUGGACGUAAAGCUCCGGGCACUUUACACUCUAGGAACUCCUUCUACGUUGGAGGAGAGUACUCAAACACCGAAAUCGCUUUCGGGCAAAUCUACGUUGAACACCUCGUUCCUGCUGAUGUGACACGGCCUCUACCCCUCAUGUUCAUCUGUGGUCGCGGACAGACAGGCAUCAAUCUUUUAAAUACACCUGAUGGAAGGGCUGGUUGGGCAGACUAUUUUCUGAGCCAAGGUUACGAAGUCUACCUCAUUGACCAACCUUCCAGAGGACGAUCCCCUUGGCAGAAAAGCGUGGACGGUCCUCAGACGACAUUAAACACCACAUACAUUGAAUCUCAUUUUACCGCUACGGCUCGUUAUCAUCUCUAUCCUCAAGCUGACCUUCACACUCAAUGGCCAGGUUCCGGUGUCGCCGGGGACCCGAUCUUUGACGCCUACUACUUUUCGACGGUACCCAGCUUGAGUUCAGAUCUAGAAACAUCACAGAAGAUGCGCCAUGCUGGAGUCGCUCUGUUGGAACGUAUCGGGCAACCUGUUAUACUCAUGACCCACUCUCAGUCUGGUGCAUUUGGCUGGUUACUGAGGGAUGCACGUCCUUCGUUCGUCAGGGCUAUCAUUGCCUUGGAACCAGUAGGUCCCCCGUUCAUCAACGCCGUCUUUCCCCCUUUCGCAUCCCUUCGCCCGUACGGACUCACAGAGCUGCCAAUACAAUUCUCUCCACCGCUAAUGUCCCCAAAAGAUCUUUCGCCGCAAUUAGUCAACUCCAUUCCUAAUGUGGCUUGCUAUGAACAAAUUUCUCCAGCGAGACAACUCGUCAACUUGGCUGAUGUUCCGAUUCUGGUGGUUACUGCGGAGGCUAGUUAUCACGUAUUGUAUGACAAUUGCACCGUCAAUUUCCUAAAGCAGGCUGGGGUCAAAGUGGAUCACGUCGAGCUUGGGAAUUUGGGCUUUCAUGGGAAUGGACACAUGAUGUUCUUGGAGAAGAAUAGCGAUGAAAUCGUCGACCAAGUGGUUCAUGGGUGGAUAUUAGAGAAAGGAUUGGGACGUAAGAUACAGUCUCUCCCUUACUUCAGAUAUGGGUUCACAAUAAUGCCCACCCGCCUCGUCAUGUUACUGAAAGCUACCGCGUCCUUUCUCAGUCAUCAAGCGUCGUGA
This is a messenger RNA of Marasmius oreades (fairy-ring Marasmius), 1212 nucleotides long. RefSeq lists its product as uncharacterized. Bases 1 to 1212 code for a protein of 403 amino acids. NCBI's taxonomy places the organism in Eukaryota, Fungi, Basidiomycota, Agaricomycetes, Agaricales, Marasmiaceae. The record is from RefSeq and is a predicted model, not a curated record. The transcript has 4 exons.